Messenger RNA from Peromyscus eremicus (cactus mouse), 3594 nucleotides. RefSeq names its product argonaute RISC catalytic component 2 (gene Ago2). Gene Ontology annotation, cellular component: RISC complex. The coding region runs from base 151 to 2733 and encodes 860 amino acids. NCBI's taxonomy places the organism in Eukaryota, Metazoa, Chordata, Mammalia, Rodentia, Cricetidae. Gene Ontology annotation, molecular function: RNA binding; protein binding; endoribonuclease activity, cleaving siRNA-paired mRNA. The record is from RefSeq and is a predicted model, not a curated record. The transcript is spliced from 19 exons. Gene Ontology annotation, biological process: regulatory ncRNA-mediated gene silencing; regulation of DNA-templated transcription.
GCCCGCCGCCCCGGCCGCGUCGGGUAAACCUGUUCUGCGAGGCAGCCGCGCCGGGGCGGAUUGAGCGGCCGGUUGCUCCUGGCGGCUCGCGGCGUCGGGGCCCGUGGAGCGCGCGGCCGGUCUUCGGCCGCAGCCCUCGGCACCACCACCAUGUACUCGGGAGCUGGCCCCGUUCUUGCUUCUCCUGCUCCGUCGACAUCACCCAUCCCAGGAUAUGCCUUCAAGCCUCCACCUCGGCCGGACUUCGGCACCUCUGGGAGAACAAUCAAACUACAGGCCAACUUCUUUGAAAUGGACAUCCCCAAAAUUGACAUCUAUCACUACGAAUUGGACAUCAAACCAGAGAAAUGCCCACGGAGAGUGAACAGGGAAAUAGUGGAGCACAUGGUCCAGCACUUUAAGACCCAGAUCUUCGGGGACCGGAAGCCAGUGUUUGAUGGAAGGAAGAAUCUGUACACUGCCAUGCCCCUUCCAAUCGGCAGGGACAAGGUGGAACUGGAGGUCACGCUGCCAGGAGAAGGCAAAGAUCGUAUCUUCAAGGUGUCCAUCAAGUGGGUGUCGUGCGUGAGCUUGCAGGCGUUACACGAUGCACUUUCGGGGCGGCUGCCCAGCGUCCCUUUUGAGACGAUCCAGGCCCUGGACGUUGUCAUGAGGCACUUGCCAUCCAUGAGGUACACCCCAGUUGGCCGUUCCUUCUUCACUGCAUCUGAAGGCUGUUCUAACCCCCUGGGUGGGGGCCGAGAAGUGUGGUUUGGCUUCCACCAGUCCGUCCGACCUUCUCUUUGGAAAAUGAUGCUGAACAUUGAUGUAUCAGCGACAGCAUUUUACAAGGCACAGCCAGUGAUCGAGUUUGUUUGUGAAGUUUUGGAUUUUAAAAGUAUUGAAGAACAACAAAAACCUCUGACAGAUUCCCAAAGGGUGAAGUUUACCAAAGAAAUUAAAGGUCUAAAGGUGGAGAUAACGCACUGUGGUCAGAUGAAGAGGAAGUACCGUGUCUGCAAUGUGACCCGUCGGCCGGCCAGUCACCAAACGUUCCCGCUGCAGCAGGAGAGUGGGCAGACAGUGGAAUGCACAGUAGCCCAGUACUUCAAGGACAGGCACAAGCUGGUUCUGCGCUACCCCCACCUCCCGUGUUUACAAGUUGGACAAGAGCAGAAACACACCUACCUUCCCUUGGAGGUCUGUAACAUAGUAGCUGGACAGAGAUGUAUUAAAAAGCUAACAGACAAUCAGACCUCAACCAUGAUCAGAGCAACAGCCAGGUCGGCCCCAGAUCGUCAAGAGGAGAUCAGCAAAUUGAUGCGAAGUGCAAGUUUCAAUACGGACCCAUAUGUUCGUGAGUUUGGAAUCAUGGUCAAAGACGAGAUGACAGAUGUGACAGGGCGGGUUCUGCAGCCACCCUCCAUCCUCUAUGGGGGCAGGAACAAGGCAAUUGCCACCCCUGUCCAGGGUGUGUGGGACAUGAGAAACAAGCAGUUUCACACAGGCAUCGAGAUAAAGGUGUGGGCCAUCGCCUGCUUCGCACCCCAGCGCCAGUGCACGGAAGUUCAUCUGAAGUCCUUCACAGAGCAACUGAGGAAGAUCUCAAGAGACGCCGGGAUGCCUAUCCAGGGUCAGCCCUGCUUCUGUAAAUACGCACAGGGGGCAGACAGUGUGGAGCCCAUGUUCCGACACCUGAAGAACACCUAUGCUGGUCUGCAGCUGGUGGUGGUCAUCCUGCCUGGCAAAACUCCUGUAUAUGCCGAAGUCAAGCGUGUGGGAGACACAGUGCUGGGGAUGGCCACACAGUGCGUGCAGAUGAAGAACGUGCAGAGGACCACGCCACAGACCCUGUCCAAUCUCUGCUUAAAAAUCAAUGUCAAACUGGGAGGCGUCAACAACAUCCUGCUGCCCCAGGGCAGGCCUCCAGUGUUCCAGCAACCUGUCAUCUUCCUGGGAGCCGAUGUCACCCACCCCCCAGCUGGGGAUGGGAAGAAGCCUUCGAUUGCUGCAGUCGUGGGCAGCAUGGACGCACACCCCAACCGCUACUGCGCCACCGUGCGUGUCCAGCAGCACCGACAGGAGAUCAUCCAGGACCUGGCUGCCAUGGUCCGGGAGCUGCUCAUCCAGUUCUACAAGUCGACCCGCUUCAAGCCCACCCGCAUCAUCUUCUACAGAGAUGGCGUCUCUGAGGGCCAGUUCCAGCAGGUCCUCCAUCAUGAGCUGCUGGCCAUCCGAGAGGCCUGCAUCAAGCUGGAGAAGGACUAUCAGCCGGGGAUCACGUUCAUCGUGGUGCAGAAGCGCCACCACACACGCCUCUUCUGCACAGACAAGAAUGAGCGGGUUGGGAAGAGUGGGAACAUUCCAGCAGGCACAACUGUAGACACCAAAAUCACCCAUCCAACUGAGUUUGACUUCUACCUGUGCAGCCAUGCCGGCAUCCAGGGGACAAGCCGUCCUUCUCACUACCACGUGCUCUGGGAUGACAAUCGAUUCUCUUCGGACGAGCUGCAGAUCCUGACAUACCAGCUGUGUCACACCUACGUGCGCUGCACGCGCUCCGUGUCCAUACCUGCGCCAGCAUACUACGCUCACCUGGUGGCCUUCCGCGCCAGGUACCACCUGGUGGAUAAAGAACAUGACAGCGCUGAAGGAAGCCAUACCUCUGGGCAGAGCAAUGGGCGAGAUCACCAAGCGCUGGCCAAAGCGGUCCAGGUCCACCAGGACACACUGCGUACCAUGUACUUUGCUUGACAUGUUGUAGUGUUUAGCGAUUGUGUACCAAGUUGGAUUCACACGAGACCAGCUACACUCAGACCAACAGAUGCCCAGCCCCUUCGUGACAGCCAGCAUCGAACAUGAGACGUCUUUGGUUUUAUUAGAUCCUCCAUUUUCCAGAAUGCCUUCCGUCCCAGAUUUCAAACAUGGAUUUUGAGCUGCAGGCCUGUAUUGAGACCCCAUUGUAGGAAACAUGGUUGCCAAAACCCAUAAGCUGCUCACUGAAAGAGUCCCAUGUUUCCUAAAAACAAAAUAACAACAACAAAAUGUCCUAAAACCAGUCUGUGAACUCUCAGGGCUUUAAAACAUUAAUUUAUUCGGUCAUUCGAUUACUCGUUUUAAACACCUGAUUCUCAAUGAAAUCGAUGGGCUCCACCUAGCUGUGAAGGCUCUGAGCGUGACAGCCACGCCAUCACCAUUGGGGUUUUAAAGCCUGGCCCUAAGAAGUUGUCACUAAUGUUCAGUUCUAAGGGACGCCAUGUGCCCUGCAGCCCCAGGGCAGAUGGCUGCUAGGUGUCCAUGGUGUCUCUUGCCUGCCACUGCCUGCCCUCGAGGCCUGAACGAAGGCAUAGUGGCAGCGGACCGUCACGUGUGUCUACAGCAGUGACAGGUCCGAGAGAUUGGCAGACAAGUGCCAUUUUGAUAAAAAUUUAUUUAAAAAGAGAAAAAAAGACAAUAUACUGACAGUCUAAUCAUAAGAUUUGUCCUGUGGGACUGUGACAUUUAUUUUCCAAAGUUUCUAAAGAAUACGGGUCUGUGGUGAUAAAUACAGUACAAUCUUUUUUCACUGUUAUGUCUUUAAUGUAAGAGAAGAAUAUAUAUAUCUGGUUUGCAGUA